CCCACCUCACCCCACCAUCACUAGGGUUUUGUGAAAAACCCACAAAUUUGUUUGUCUUCAAAAUAUCAAGAAAUUCAUCUUGAAUGUAUUUUAAUCUAUAGUUAUUUCUUGAUUUCCUGAAACUGUGUUAUUGUAUCUCUAUAUAUAUCUAUUUAGGACUCAAAAAAGGAUUCUUUUCUGCUGCUGAACGAGAAGGGAAGUUAAUUGGAGAUCUCAUAAAGAUGGAAAACAAGACAGAUGGAAAUGAUGAAUCCUUGGUUUUAAUCAAGCAAGGAGCUGAGGCUCGGGUUUUUGAGUCAACAUUUGUGGGUAGAAGAUGUAUCAUCAAGGAACGGUUUUCAAAGAAAUACAGGCAUCCAACUUUGGACUCAAAACUUAUUCUUAAAGGGUUGAAUGCGGAGGCAAGGUGCGUGACAAAAGCCAGACGGCUUGGUGUUGCUACUCCAGUCCUUUAUGCUGUUGACCCUGUUAUGCAUACACUCACCUAUGAAUAUAUUGAAGGUCCUUCUGUGAAAGAUAUAUUUCUUGGCUUUGGACUAGUUGGUGUUGAUGAAGAACGGAUGGUUGAUAUUGCAACGCAAAUUGGUAAUGCUAUUGGAAAACUACACGAUGGUGGCUUAGUCCAUGGCGAUUUGACAACAUCAAACAUGUUACUGAGGAGUGCUGCCAAUCAGCUGGUGCUGAUCGACUUUGGCUUAAGCUUUACUUCAACGCUUCCAGAAGAUAAAGCAGUUGAUUUAUAUGUACUAGAACGUGCUUUACUCUCUAUGCACUCUUCUUGUGGAGAAGUGAUGGACCGGAUACUUGCUGCAUAUAGGAAGUCCUCGAAGCAGUGGUCGUCUACCUUGAACAAGCUAGCCCAAGUGAGGCAAAGAGGAAGAAAACGCACAAUGCUUGGUUGAGAUUCCCCAAUUUUGCACUCCACGUUUAGUGAAGAGAAAAAAGACAGAUGCCAUGCCCAUGGGGAAAGGAAGAACCAAAAAACUUGCUCAUUGCAAAGAUCAAUUUGUAUUUGUUUCCGUCUUGAUUAUUGUCGAUGUGACUGAUGCUGUUACCUAUUUGAAUUUAUACGUCUACGAUUCUCUGUAUUUUUAUUCAACUCUAACCAUCUGCGCGCAAAGUGUUUUGAAUAGUUGACAGGUAUUUUUACUUCCCAUAAAAAUUCAGAUGUCUCAAAUCCUUUUCAUUAUGAAACUACAUUAGACAUGUAACAUUCAAAACUCUUAGUUGCUCAAAAGCAGAAGAGCCUCACAAGUUUGUCAUUCAUUGGCAAUUGACAUAAAGAGAUGACCCUUUCAGUGACAUAAGUGGCAGGAAUGACCCCGACGAUAGUUCCCAGGAGGAAAUCUACGGUAAGGCACAUCCACAAUUGGCGAAGCAACAUUGAUAAAAUGUGUUUGGCAAUGUCGCUGUGACUCUCAAGAAAAGCAUGUAGUCAGCAGCCACUCCCACCUUUUAGACACCUGAUGGAUCACAGAGACUAUUGGAUACAACCUCUCUACCUCUGCGGUAAAGAGAUUUUACUGUAAGACAGUUGAGUUGUGAGUCGAAAAUCAGCUGUGCCUGGAAAACUGUCAACUUAUCAGGGCUAAAGUGAAAACACAAAGGGCUUCCCUAUCAUUUUGGAUAGAAAAUAGCAAGAUGAUGCACCAGCAGUAGCAGUGAAAACAACUAAUGCUAUGUCUUUGAUACAGAAUAUCCACAGAAACAAUUAUUAUUACAAUUAAGAUGCUGCCAUCUCCAAAUUGUACAAACUCUGUAAAUGCAGAUUUACAUACAUGUGGAUGGACUUGUUAGCAUGUG
Molecule: messenger RNA, 1803 nt
Organism: Solanum tuberosum (potato)
Lineage: Eukaryota; Viridiplantae; Streptophyta; Magnoliopsida; Solanales; Solanaceae
Product: EKC/KEOPS complex subunit bud32-like
Exons: 9
Coding region: 222-902 (226 amino acids)
Biological process (GO): protein phosphorylation
Cellular component (GO): nucleus; EKC/KEOPS complex; cytosol
Molecular function (GO): ATP binding; protein serine/threonine kinase activity
Source: RefSeq, a predicted model, not a curated record